Molecule: messenger RNA, 5439 nt
Organism: Paramecium pentaurelia
Lineage: Eukaryota; Ciliophora; Oligohymenophorea; Peniculida; Parameciidae
Source: the annotation of a GenBank genome assembly
UCAAUGAACAAGUCUGAUACUAUUCACAAUUAGGAAAAUAUUGAUCCAAACAUCAUUCGUAACUUAUCUUCAUAACAAAAGAAGAUUCCAAGAAGUUCUGGAUAAAAAACACCAUGGAGUGCUAAGUAUUAUUCAAUUAUUAUUUUUUAAAGUACUGGAGAAAUAAGUCAUUCUACCAAUGAUGAUAUAGAAAUAUCAUGUUUUUAAGUAGGACCAGUCAAAACUACUCAAUUAUCACCUAAUUAAGCUAUUGUAUGUUAAUCAAGAUUAGAGUAAUAUUUGACUUCGAAUAAUGUUCCUGAUAUACUUUCCUAUUUAGAUGAAUUUGAAGAUCUAGAUUGGGUCAAAUCUAAUUAUAUUACUCACAUUAUUGAAAUGAUAGUAAAAUAAGAAAAAGAAUAUUUGAAAUAAAGGAUUGUAGGAUUAACAGCUAUAUUAACAAGUAAGAAUUAUCUACUCACACGAUAAAUUAUUAAGAUGAUAUUUAGUGUAUCAUCUAGAAUUGGAGCAUAAGAAGGCUAUUAUGCUUUAUAUGAAAUAGAUAAUUUAUUAGAAUAAAUGAUCUAAAAAGAAGAAUUAUAAUAAUAUCAUUAAAUAUAAUAUUUUCCAUUAAUAUUAUAUUGCUAUGCUCACUAAUUAUUAUAUUGGGGUUUAGUUGCAGAAUGUUGGGAUUUAUUGAAAUUUAAGUUAAAUAAAGAGAUUAAUGAAUCAAUCAAAGAUGAAUUUGAGAAAACUGCACAAAAGAUUUGUGAUAUGCUUUUAAGAUAAUUAAUUGAAUUAAGCAAUUCAAAUAAUCAAUGGAUGAAGGUAUUCAAUGAAGUAUUGAAUGAAGGUGUAAUCAAUUUACAUCCAUCUGAUAUCUUCUUUAAUAAAUUAAUUGAUUAUGCUUUCAGAAAACAAUAAGUCACAAUAGCUGAGUUGUUGCUUACCUUUAUGAGAGACAAUGCUAAAAUUCAACCAACAAUUGUUACAAUUAAUACAAUGAUUGAUUAGUAUUUCAAAAAUAAUCAGAAAGAUAAGGCUUGGAAGGUAUUUGAGAAUCUUAAACUAUCAUCUACAAAACCUGAUAAUUUCACUUAUACUACAUUAAUAAAUGGAUUAAAGAAUUCUGAUAAUAUGGAUCUUAGAUUAGCAUUUCAAUUAUUUGAAGAGUAUAAAUAAUUCAAUUAACCUGAUCAAAUCAUCUAUAAUUGUUUAUUAGAUGCUUGUAUUAAUGCUGGUGAUUUAAAUAGAGGAUUUCUAUUAUUGAAUGAGAUGAAAUAAUCAUAAUCUAUUUAAUUAGAUGAAAUCACUUAUAAUACAUUAAUAAAAGGAUGUGGAAGAAAGAAGAGAUUAAAUGAAGCUAUUAAUUUAUUUGAAGAAAUGAAAUAAAUAGGUAUCAAACCAAAUAGAAUAAGUUUUAAUUCAUUACUUGAUUCUUGUGUUAAAUGUAAUAAAAUGAAUAUUGCUUGGAGAUAUUUUGAAGAAAUGAGAAAAUAAUAUGGUAUCUUCCCAGAUAAUUUUACUUAUAGUAUUUUAGUUAAUGGAAUUAAAACUAAUCAUUCAAAUAGAGAUGAAUUACUAAGAGCAAUAUCCUUAUUAGAAUAAAUAUAAGAAACUGGUCAAUUUAAACCAGAUGAGAUUCUAUAUAAUUCAUUAAUUGAUGCUUGUGUUAAAUUUAAUGAAAUUUAAAAAGGAAUGUAAUUAUUCAAGGAAAUGAAGGAUAAAUAAAUUGAACCAUCAUCUGUUACAUAUGGUAUUCUAAUUAAAGCUUAUGGUAAAAUGAAUGAUUUGAAUGGAGCUUUUAGAAUGUUUGAAGAGAUGAAAUAAAAGAAGAUACCAAUUAAUGAUGUUACUUAUGGAUGUUUAGUUGAUGCUUGUGUAAGAAAUGAUAGAUUAGAUUAAGCACUUUAAUUCAUUGAAUAAAUGAAAUCAUAAAAUCUACCAAUUAACACUGUUCUAUAUACAACUAUUAUAAAAGGAUUUUGUAAGUUGAAUUAAACAGAAGAGGCAAUGAAAUAUUUCAAUUUAAUGAAAUAAAAUUAAAGGACAUAUCCAAAUCUUAUAACUUAUAAUUCACUUCUAGAUGGAUUAGUAAAAAAUGGAUUAAUGAAUUAAGCAGAUAAAUUAUUCUAAGAAUUAGUAGAAUCAACAAUCAAACCAGAUCUAAUUACAUUCAGUACUUUAUUAAAAGGACAUUGUAGAAGAGGUAAUAUGAAGAGAUUAAAUGAAACUGUAUAAACUAUGUUAGUCUAUCAGAUCAAUCCUGAUGAAUCAUUAUUACAAUUAAUUCUAGAAUCUUGUUUAAAUUAAUAAUAGUAUCAUAAUGGUGUUUAAAUAUAUGAUUAAUUCUAACAUCAAAUACCUUAAUCAACUUAAUUAUUAUUGAUCAUCAUUAGAUUACAUAGUUAAGAUAAGUAAUUAUCAUCAGCAUUACCAUUAUUAAAUAGACUCUAUUAAUUGUUGGAUGAAAGUAGAAUACAACAUCAAUAAUUAGAAUCNAUCUUAGAUUAGCAUUUCAAUUAUUUGAUGAGUAUAAAUAAUUCAAUUAACCUGAUCAAAUCAUCUAUAAUUGUUUAUUAGAUGCUUGUAUUAAUGCUGGUGAUUUAAAUAGAGGAUUUCUAUUAUUAAAUGAGAUGAAAUAAUCAUAAUCUAUUUAAUUAGAUGAAAUUACUUAUAAUACAUUAAUAAAAGGAUGUGGAAGAAAGAAGAGAUUAAAUGAAGCUAUUAAUUUAUUUGAAGAAAUGAAAUAAAUAGGUAUCAAACCAAAUAGAAUAAGUUUUAAUUCAUUACUUGAUUCUUGUGUUAAAUGUAAUAAAAUGAAUAUUGCUUGGAGAUAUUUUGAAGAAAUGAGAAAAUAAUAUGGUAUUUUUCCAGACAAUUUUACUUAUAGUAUUUUAGUUAAUGGAAUUAAGACUAAUCAUUCAAAUAGAGAUGAAUUACUAAGAGCAAUAUCCUUAUUAGAAUAAAUAUAAGAAACUGGUCAAUUUAAACCAGAUGAGAUUCUAUAUAAUUCAUUAAUUGAUGCUUGUGUUAAAUUUAAUGAAAUUUAAAAAGGAAUGUAAUUAUUCAAGGAAAUGAAGAAUAAAUAAAUAGAACCAUCAUCUGUUACAUAUGGUAUUCUAAUUAAAGCUUAUGGUAAAAUGAAUGAUUUGAAUGGAGCUUUUAGAAUGUUUGAAGAGAUGAAAUAAAAGAAAAUACCAAUUAAUGAUGUUACUUAUGGAUGUUUAGUAGAUGCUUGUGUUAGAAAUGAUAGAUUAGAUUAAGCACUUUAAUUUAUUGAAUAAAUGAAAUCAUAAAAUCUACCAAUUAAUACUGUUCUAUAUACAACUAUUAUAAAAGGAUUUUGUAAGUUGAAUUAAACAGAAGAGGCAAUGAAAUAUUUCAAUUUAAUGAAAUAAAAUUAAAGGACAUAUCCAAAUCUUAUAACUUAUAAUUCACUUCUAGAUGGAUUAGUAAAAAAUGGAUUAAUGAAUUAAGCAGAUAAAUUAUUCUAAGAAUUAGUAGAAUCAACAAUCAAACCAGAUCUAAUUACAUUCAGUACUUUAUUAAAAGGACAUUGUAGAAGAGGUAAUAUGAAGAGAUUAAAUGAAACUGUAUAAACUAUGUUAGUCUAUCAGAUCAAUCCUGAUGAAUCAUUAUUACAAUUAAUUCUAGAAUCUUGUUUAAAUUAAUAAUAGUAUCAUAAUGGUGUUUAAAUAUAUGAUUAAUUCUAACAUCAAAUACCUUAAUCAACUUAAUUAUUAUUGAUCAUCAUUAGAUUACAUAGUUAAGAUAAGUAAUUAUCAUCAGCAUUACCAUUAUUAAAUAGACUCUAUUAAUUGUUGGAUGAAAGUAGAAUACAACAUCAAUAAUUAGAAUCAACUAUUAAUUCCUUAUUAAUUAAUCCACUUGAUGAAUAGACUUAUCCAAUAAUCACUAAAAUCAUCAUCUAAGCAUUAAAAUCAGAUAUCAAUGUGAAUAAUCUAGAAAAUCUAGUAUCUAUAGACAACUCAGAAUUAAUGCUCUUAUUAUAGAAUACCAAUUAAUUACCAUGUACUAAAUUAUCAUAAAUCCUCAAUUCAUUGUCUAAUUAAGAUUAGUAAUUAUGUAGAACAUACAUUUCAAAGAAUAAUAAGAAUGACUUGAAAGAACCUUUGAAUGAGUAAUUUGGUUAAGUAUUUUUAUCAUGUAACAGUAACAACAACUAUCAAAACAAGAAAACUAAACNGAACCAUCAUCUGUUACAUAUGGUAUUCUAAUUAAAGCUUAUGGUAAAAUGAAUGAUUUGAAUGGAGCUUUUAGAAUGUUUGAAGAGAUGAAAUAAAAGAAGAUACCAAUUAAUGAUGUUACUUAUGGAUGUUUAGUUGAUGCUUGUGUAAGAAAUGAUAGAUUAGAUUAAGCACUUUAAUUCAUUGAAUAAAUGAAAUCAUAAAAUCUACCAAUUAACACUGUUCUAUAUACAACUAUUAUAAAAGGAUUUUGUAAGUUGAAUUAAACAGAAGAGGCAAUGAAAUAUUUCAAUUUAAUGAAAUAAAAUUAAAGGACAUAUCCAAAUCUGAUAACUUAUAAUUCACUUUUAGAUGGAUUAGUAAAAAAUGGAUUAAUUAAUUAAGCAGAUAAAUUAUUCUAAGAAUUAGUAGAAUCAACAAUUAAACCAGAUCUAAUUACAUUCAGUACUUUAUUGAAAGGACAUUGUAGAAGAGGUAAUAUGAAGAGAUUAAAUGAAACUGUAUAAACUAUGUUAGUCUAUCAGAUCAAUCCUGAUGAAUCAUUAUUACAAUUAAUUCUAGAAUCUUGUUUAAAUUAAUAAUAGUAUCAUAAUGGUGUUUAAAUAUAUGAUUAAUUCUAACAUCAAAUACCUUAAUCAACUUAAUUAUUAUUGAUCAUCAUUAGAUUACAUAGUUAAGAUAAGUAAUUAUCAUCAGCAUUACCAUUGUUAAAUAGACUCUAUUAAUUGUUGGAUGAAAGUAGAAUACAACAUCAAUAAUUAGAAUAAACUAUUAAUUCCUUAUUAAUUCAUCCACUUGAUGAAUAGACUUAUCCAAUAAUUACUAAAAUCAUUAUCUAAGCCUUAAAAUCAGAUAUUAAUGUGAAUAAUUUAGAAAAUCUAGUAUCUAUAGACAACUCAGAAUUAAUGCUCUUAUUAUAGAAUACCAAUUAAUUACCAUGUACUAAAUUAUAAUAAAUCCUCAAUUCAUUGUCUAAUUAAGAUUAGUAAUUGUGUAGAACAUACAUUUAAAAGAAUAAUAAGAAUGACUUGAAAGAACCUUUGAAUGAGUAAUUUGGUUAAGUAUUUUUAUAAUGUAACAGUAACAACAAUAAUCAAAACAAGAAAACCAAACCAUAAGAGAGAUCAUCCCCAUUUAAUAAUGAAAAUAAGGAGAAUGUUUAUCAUCCUAAAAAACAAUAUAACAAUUAUGCCAAAAAUGACUUGAAUGAAUACUUGAAUAACAAGUCAUAUACCAAGAGAAGAUGAUU